AUGCGCGACGCAUCUGCUGGGCGGGGCCUCGGGGCUAAUGACCGUGCCGGGAGCCUUGUGACGCAGUUGCGCGCUGAGGUUGGGAGACACCGCCUGGAGCCCAGCCCGCCCUCUUCCGCUAAGGCCUCCGGCAUGGAAACAUCUGAACCACGUGCCGGAAACCAGCUCACGCCGACGCCAUUUAUUGUAAAAGUGGCCAUGUUCUUAUUCACUAUCUUUAUUCUUGUAGGUCAUUUUGAGUCACUGGACCUUGCAGAAUAUGCUAAGAAGCAGCCAUGGUGGCGCAAGCUGUUUGGGCAGGAAACUGGGCCCUCAGCUGAAAAAUACAGUGUUGCAACCCAGCUGUUAAUCGGAGGUGUUACUGGAUGGUGCACAGGUUUCAUAUUCCAGAAGGUUGGAAAAUUGGCUGCAACAGCUGUGGGAGGAGGAUUUUUUCUCCUUCAGAUUGCAAACCACACUGGCUACAUCAAAAUUGACUGGCAACGAGUAGAGAAGGACAUGAAGAAGGCCAAGGAACAGCUGAAGAUCCGCAAGAGCAACCACUUACCUACAGAGGUGAAAAGCAAAGCCGAGGAGGUGGUGUUGUUUGUGAAGAAGAAUGUUCUAGUGACUGGUGGAUUUUUCGGAGGCUUUCUGCUUGGCAUGGCAUCCUAAGGAGGACCUCCUCUCUUCCGUUAUUCCCGGUUUCUGUACCUAGACCAGCCUCUACACUCCAUCAUAGGACAUCAAGUCUCCUCCUCUUCUCCUGUGCCUUCUUCCCUGCUAUAGCAUAUCUGAGUGGCUUCUAUAGGCAUCUGUUGACAUGAACUGAUAAUGACCCUACUGUAAGCCUCGUGACAACAACGGAAGAUACAAUAGACCACCUGUCCUCCCAGAACACUCCCCAUGUGACUGAGCUAUAGGUCAGGAAUGUUCCUUUCCCCCCGACAUAAGAUACAUACUAGCACAGUGCAAUAUAGCUCACUGUGGAGGAUGAGUGUAUCCUCAAAGGUGCCCCAAACUUGAAUUAGAACAGGAAUAACAAGCACAUAGAUACCUGAUUAUGUGCGGCAUGGAAAGGAACUGAAUACAUUUGCAUUUAAGCAUGAAAGAU
This is a messenger RNA of Myotis davidii, 1093 nucleotides long. It is a transcript of the gene FUNDC2, whose product is annotated as FUN14 domain containing 2. Gene Ontology annotation, cellular component: mitochondrial outer membrane. NCBI's taxonomy places the organism in Eukaryota, Metazoa, Chordata, Mammalia, Chiroptera, Vespertilionidae. Gene Ontology annotation, biological process: autophagy of mitochondrion. The record is from RefSeq and is a predicted model, not a curated record.